Colias croceus (clouded yellow) is the source of this 3762-nucleotide messenger RNA. It is a transcript of the gene ABCD, whose product is annotated as ATP-binding cassette sub-family D member. Gene Ontology annotation, biological process: long-chain fatty acid import into peroxisome; very long-chain fatty acid catabolic process; fatty acid beta-oxidation. Lineage: Eukaryota; Metazoa; Arthropoda; Insecta; Lepidoptera; Pieridae. The record is from RefSeq and is a predicted model, not a curated record. The coding region runs from base 437 to 2728 and encodes 763 amino acids. Gene Ontology annotation, molecular function: ABC-type transporter activity; long-chain fatty acid transmembrane transporter activity; ATP hydrolysis activity. The transcript has 16 exons. Gene Ontology annotation, cellular component: peroxisomal membrane.
AGUAGGGGUCGGUCGACAGACGACAGGUUGAGUCACGAAUGACGAAUGUUGUGUUUAUUUGUUUGAAAACCAGACGACUGUGUAGUUAAAUAAACAAAAUUAAACAAGAAUAAUACGCAAGUAUACAUAAAUUGAUUCAAGUUAACUUAAUUGUGCUAUAAAUUUAAAAUUUUUGUCGCAGUUUUGUAAAUUAUUUAAGUUCUCGCUAUCCUAAUUUGAUUAGGGUAGAUACAGAAGAAGUUAAGUGACUAAUGGUGUAGAGAAAAACAAAGAAAAGCCUUCAGAUUGGUGGUGUUUUUCCAAUUAAAAAUGGACGAGAUGAAAACGCCACUAGCAGAGAACACAACGUGAAACUACGUACAAAAUACGUAAACUUGAAUUCGAAGCUACAAAUUCAAGGAAAUAUAACACAUAAGUCAACGGAAUAAGGUUCAAAAUGCCAGCGAUAUUGACGAAGAUACGCGAGCAAGCGUUCAGAGUGCAGCCAACGAUCGCGGUAGGCGUCGGGGUCGGGGUGGCGCUCGCCGCGUGCGCUGUGUACGGCACAAGGGAGAAGAAACAGCCGCCGUGUCAUAAUAAUAAUAAUAAUUAUAAAGUAGCCAAAAAUGGCACACUGCAAAAUGUGGAUAGUGGCAGUGCAGAAACCCAAACUUGUGGGGGGAGCUGCGGGGCGGAACAGUGCGCGUUGUGUCGAGGGGAGGUGGAUACGGAUAAUAAACAGAAUAUUGAGGACGCCGACGACACGCAAUCCAUAGAAGAACACGUACCAGGUCUAAACCUGGAGUUCCUCCGGCAGCUGAUAUCGCUUGCCAAGAUCAUGGUGCCCGGCUUCCGCAGCCAUGAAGUAGCGUUGCUCACUGUGCACACACUCUGCCUUUUCUCGAGGACCUUCCUGUCUAUAUAUGUUGCGUCGCUGGAAGGUUCUAUAGUAAAGCACAUAGUCCAAAAGGACAUGCGGGCGUUCGCCGCACUGCUCCUACAAUGGUUCGGAAUAGCUGUACCGGCCACUUUCAUCAACUCAAUGAUAAGAUACCUUGAAGGAAGAUUGGCUCUAGCCUUCAGGACUAGACUCGUGAACCAUGCGUACGAAUUGUACUUCAAGAACCAGACUUACUAUAGAGUGGCUAAUUUGGAUGCUAGGAUUGAGAAUGCUGAUCAUAGGUUAACAGAAGACGUAUCAGUGUUCGCACAGUCCGUUGCACAUCUAUACAGUUCGUUGACGAAGCCGUGCUUCGACCUGUUGCUCAUUGUGCUCACUCUAGCCAGUUAUUCGAACAAGAUGAAGGGCAAUAUAUUCCUUGGUCCCGGUAUAGCCACAGUAGUGAUAUGUCUAACUGGUCAGCUACUCCGACUACUGAGUCCAAGGUUCGGUGCCCUGGCUGGUGAAGAGGCAAGAAUGAAGGCAAACUUGCGUCACGUACAUUCUAGACUGAUUGCACAUGCGGAGGAGGUCGCUUUCUAUGGAGGACAUAAUGUGGAACUCGGACAGUUGCAAUCCGCGUACAAACAACUGGUCGCCCAAAUGACGUCCGUGUUCAACAAGAAGCUGUGGUACGUGAUGCUGGAGCAGUUCUGCAUGAAGUACGUGUGGUCUGGCACCGGGAUGGUGAUGCUGGCGCUGCCCAUACUCACCGGCAAGCGGCUGGACGGUACAACCGGUGAAGGCAUAAGUGCAAGAACGGAGUACAUGACGACGUCACGUAACCUAUUGAAUUCUGCAGCUGAUGCCAUCGAGAGGCUCAUGUCUAGUUAUAAGGAAAUAGUAACGCUAGCGGGCUACGCGACCCGCGUGUCGGACAUGCUGGUGGUGUUCGGAGAAGUGGCGCGUGGCAAGUGCGUGCGCGCCGUGCACGUGGCCGCGCCCAGCGCGCACGGCUUCCAGGUCACCUUCCGGGACAAGCAGCCGGUGCCGAUGGGUAAAGUCACGUACACGAGUGACCUAUCAAUUCGCCUUCGCAACGUGCCCAUAGUGACGCCGACGUGUGACGUAGUAGCUAGCGGGGUGACGCUAGAUUUGAACCCGGGAACGCAUCUGCUUAUAGUGGGUCCUAAUGGAUGCGGCAAAUCGAGUUUGUUCCGUAUAAUCUCCGGUCUGUGGCCGGUGUUCGGCGGCGAGCUGAGCGUGCCGCGGCCGUGCGCGUGCGCGCACUGCGCCGGCGAGCCCAACGCGCCGCCGCACUGCAGCGCCAGGCCUGUCAUGUUCUAUAUACCGCAGAGGCCGUACAUGUCGAUGGGCUCGCUGAUCGACCAGAUAACGUACCCGUCGCGCGCGGGCGAGCACGACGCGGCGGCGGAGGCGCGCGCGGCGCACAUCCUGCGCGUCGUGCGGCUCGACGCGUGCGCCGCGCGCCACGGCGGCCUGCGCGCCGUGCGCGACUGGCGCGCCACGCUCUCCGGCGGCGAGAAGCAGCGCGUCGCCUGCGCGCGCAUGUUCUACCACAGACCGGUGUACGCGCUACUGGACGAGUGUACGAGCGCGGUUUCCAUGGAAACGGAGGUGGUGAUGUACGAGGAGGCCAUCAAGGAGGGCAUCACGUUACUUUCCAUCACGCAUAGACCCAGUGUAUGGAAAUACCACACACACGUCUUAGAAUUUGACGGCGCGGGAAGCUGGUCUUUCCGGCCAUUAGAAAAAGAUGCGCCCGCCAUUACACCUUUGGCACCAGCAGCGAUCGAGAACACCAAAACUAAUACCAUAAAUGAAGUUACUGAGAAACCAAGCGAGUGAACGCGCAUUACAUCAUACGACAGAAACAACGCCAUCUAUUUUCAAUUAUGGGAACUUGAAACAGUUAUUUGUAAUAGCGCCAUCUAUUGUCGAAAAGUUAAAACUAUAUAAAAAUUUUAUAACAGCGCUAUCUAUGGACGAUAGGAUGGUACUAUCAACUUUUUGAUUUGGCGCCAUCUGUUACAGUUGUGGAAAAAUUUAUGCACACUGCAGAAUUAUAGUGAAUUUAUAAUAAUAAUUAUAUACUAAUUAUAAUAGUGGUGGACUGGUGGUGUAAAUUUUAAUGUGAGAUUGUGCGAAGAGAUUAUGUACUGUGUGAAAAAUCAUAUUGUACAAUGUACAGCUUUAUAAAUGUAUGAACUUGAUCUAGACAAUAUGCGCAUGAAUGGCUAAGCUGUAUUAUGAAAUAAUAAUCAUGUUAUGUUUAUUAUGUACACGUUAUUGAGCGUAAGAAAAACUAACUGUUACCUGACACUGAGGUUUGAAGAAAUGUGAUAGUGAUUUUGUGAUUUAGGAUAAUUUUAAGUACUGAUAAUAAAUAUGUCCGAUACUUGUGGAAUAUUAUUUGAUUAAUGAUUUGUAUGGAAUAGAUUUUAUCAUUGCACGGAGAAUAAUCUUUGGGUUUUGUUCAUUGUUGAAACUUUUCAACUUGUAAAAUAUACACUAUAAAACUUUCUUAACUAAAAUUGUCUUGUAAAUUUUGCAAAGGUUUUCAAAAAAUACCAGUGCGGUGAUUUUGAAUUAAUCAUUAUAAUCAGCAAUCCAAAUAAUGUUAUUAAUUUCUAUAUGUUAUUAUUAUCAUAAAGUAAGGAAUGAGAAAUUUAAUUAUAAUUAAUGAAUGUGGCUGUUUAUCUUUUUUUAUUGAUUUAUUUUAGAGAUUUUUAUACAAUAUUGUCAAAACUGUGACAUUUUUAUUUAUUACACCAGCAUACGUACAGUAAAUGUGAAUAUUUUUGUAACAUAGAUAAAAAUAUUUUGUAUGGUAGUGUGCAGUGAUAUCGCGGAGAGAUAAAAUAAAUGGGGUUUUAUAUGAA